This is a messenger RNA of Anguilla anguilla (European eel), 2793 nucleotides long. RefSeq names its product fidgetin-like. The transcript is spliced from 2 exons. The record is from RefSeq and is a predicted model, not a curated record. Gene Ontology annotation, molecular function: ATP binding; microtubule severing ATPase activity; ATP hydrolysis activity. Bases 545 to 2791 code for a protein of 748 amino acids. Lineage: Eukaryota; Metazoa; Chordata; Actinopteri; Anguilliformes; Anguillidae.
AGUUCAUGCAUGUAUCAUCGUUUGAAAAAAAGUUGCGGAGAUCACUACGGAUAUAAAGCUGGGAAAUGGAUACAGUGUCAUUGGUUUCGUUGUGGGGGCAACUGCAGGCAUAUCAUCUAUUUUUAAAGUAGUGGGGGACUGUGUGGUGGGUGUAUCGUUUCCUCGGAAAGCUUUCGAGCGAAAAAUGCAAGUUUUAAUGCCACCUAAAAUACUCUAAUCUUCACAUUUGUCAGAUUCAUUGGUGUUAUCAACGGGAGCGAUUAACAUUAACGCGGACCUGCGUUAUGCUCAUACUUUAAAAAAAGUGUUUCCUGUGUCUUCACUUGUUAUCCAAGUGAUCUUUUGUUGGUGUUGCUUUCCCUUAAUUAUAUGCAUGUAGGCUAAAUGAGUACCUGACGACAAGGGCCCACGUUUCAAGGCAGUGAAAUCUGAGAGCACAGCGGAAAAUGACUAAUGAAAAGCAACCUUUGGAAUUCCUCCUUGUGAAAUUCCGAUUCAGCUUUUUUCUUUUUCUGUUUUUUUCCCCCUGAUAUCGCAGCAAGAAAUGAUCAGUUGCACCACUGUUAAUGGCGUAAAGAUGCAGUGGACCCCGGAGCAUGCUCAGUGGGCGGAGCAGCACUUCGACAUCUCCUCCACCACGCGCUCGCCGGCGCACAAGGCCGAGGCCUACCGGGCCCACCUGCAGCCCAGCUACCAGUACGCCUGGGCCAACGACGACAUCUCCGCGCUCACCGCCUCCAACCUGCUCAAGAAGUACGCCGAGAAGUACUCGGGCCUCCUGGAGGGCCCCGGCGAGCGGGCGCUGCUGGGCUCCUACGCGGAGGCGGCCCCGGGCCUCCUCAACGGGAGGAAGUCGGAGGGGGACGCCUGGCAGGAGGGGAUGUACACCAUGGGCUGCGUCCCCGACGUCAUCCCGGGGGGCAAGAGCGGGCCGCCCCCCUCCGCCGCCGUCCCCCCCGCCGCCGCCGCCGACGGCAUGGGCGGCUCCCCGGGCGUGGCCCCCGCCCUGACGGAGCCCGGCUACCCCGGCGGCAACUGCAGGGGCCACGGGGGCCCCGGGCUCCACCCCGACCUCCCGUCUCAGGAAUACGGGCCGGGCUACAAUGGCUCCUACCUGCACUCCGGCUACGGCGGCCAGCCCGCCCCCGCCCUGCCCUCCCCCCACCCCUCGCCGCUGCACAGCGCCGGGCUCCUCCAGCCGCCCCCUCCCCCCACCCUGGUGCCCAGCUACAACGCCGGGUCCCCGAACCUCUCCGGCUACAGCUACCCCCCGGCGGGGUACCCUCCGCAGACCGCCAUCGCCCCCGCGUACAGCCCCGGCGGGGCGACCCCUUCCUCGGCCUACCUGCCGUCGGGGAUCGCGGCGCCCACGCCCCUGCCCCCCUCCACCCUCGCCGGCUACGCCUACCAGCCGCACAGCCUCGCGCCGAUGGCGCCGGCGCCUCUGAACGGCGGCUCGGCCAACCAUUCGCUGAAGAGGAAGGCUUUCUACAUGGCGGAGCAAGGGGAGAUGGAGCCCGGCUACGGCGGCUUCGGCUACGGCCAGCAGCGCUCCAGCCACAGCCCCAUGUACAGGAUGGCGGACGGCGGCGCCCCCAGCGCCGGCCGGGGGAACGGGUUCGACAGGGGCGCCGAGGCCUCGUCUCUAGCAUUCAAGCCCGCCAAGCAGCCGCCGCCGCCGCCCUCCGACCAGCAGAGGAAGUUCGGCGGCCGUCUCUCCCCGCCGUCCUUCGGCCCCGCCGCCAAAGGGCCCCCCGGCGGCUCCAAGUCGGGCGAGGCGUUUGGGGACGACCGCGGGCGGCGGCAGCAGCAGCAGCAGCGCCUCUCGCACUCCGCGCCCGGGCCGACCGUCGGCGCGGCCGCCUCGCCCGCCCACCCCGCGGAGGAGCAGCUGAAGGGCGGCGACCCGCGCCUCCUGGAGGUGGUCACCGCCGAGGUGGUCCAGCAGUGCCUCCCGGUGGACUGGGGCGACGUGGCGGGCCUGGAGCCGGCCAAGGCCGCGCUGAAGGAGGAGGUCCUCUGGCCCAUGAUGCGGCCCGACGUGUUCGGCGGCCUGCCGGCCCCGCCCCGGACCGUCCUCCUGUUCGGGCCCCGGGGGACGGGCCGGACGCUGCUGGCCCGCUGCGUGGCCAGCCAGCUGGGCGCCGCCUUCCUCCGGCUGAGCGGCUCCGCCCUGGCCUCCAAGUGGCUGGGGGACGGGGAGAAGCUGGUGCGCGCCUCCUUCCUGGUGGCGCGGUGCCGGCAGCCGGCGGUGGUGCUGGUCAGCGAGGCGGACGCGCUGCUCGCGGCCAGGCCCGGCGAGGACGGCGCUGUGGGCAGGGUCCGCGGCGAGCUGCUGGCCCAGCUGGACGCCGUCCUGGCCUCGGCCGAGGACCACGUGCUGGUGCUCUGCUCCACCAGCAGGCCGGAGGAGAUGGACGAGUCCCUCCGGAGGUACUUCGCCAAGCGGCUCCUCGUCCCCCUGCCGGACGCCGCGGCCCGGCACCAGAUAGUCAGCCAGCUCCUGUCGCAGCACAGCUACUGCCUCAGCGACAAGGAGGUGUCGCUGCUGGUCCGGAGGACGGAGGGCUUCUCGGGGCUGGACGUGGCGCGGCUGUGUCAGGAGGCGGUGGUGGGGCCCCUCCACGCCCUGCCGGGGGGGGCGGACCUUUCCGCCCUCCUGCCCGGCCAGCUGCGGCCGGUCACCUACCAGGACUUCGAGAACGUUCUCUGCAAAAUGCAGCCCGGCGCAUCGCAGAAGGAGCUCGACGCUUACACCGAGUGGAACAAAAUGUACGGCAGCGGCCAGUGAGA